AUGUGGCAAUCACGAGAUGUAGCUCGAGAGGUGCCCUCAGAUGUGGAAUCAUCUUUCAGUGUGUCUUCAACGUUUCGACACACCGGAAACUAUAAUCCACCUCAACAUCCCCAUCCCAGACAUGCCAAAGAUGCGGAGCACAAACCUAAGACACACGGGUUAUUCGGCGUCAUGGUCGUUGGAUUAGGUGGUGCUAAUGGGACAACAAUGCUGGCUGGGAUAUUGGCAAAUCGAUUGAAGAUUGAUUGGAGGGGACCAAGAGGAGAGCCAAUGGGCCCGAAUUACAACGGAUGUAUCACACAACUCGACCAACGUGGUGUCCAUGGUGGUGUUGGAUACAGAGACCUUGUCACUGGAUUGGCGGAUGCGUCGAUGGCUGCCGUAGGAGGGUGGGAUAUCCGACCUACAAAACCGGGCGAUGCUCUCUUGGAAGCACAGAUUUUGGACUAUGAUUUGGUCAGACAAGUGAGAGAUGAAAUGAACGAAGUUAAAAUGUUUAGAGGUCUCUUUGAUCCUCGCUUCAUUGGAACAUCCCAACAUAACACGGCAAACUACAUUUUGACAGAACAAGAAGCGAGAAGCGAUAGCGAUGCGUUAAAAUGCUUAAGAGCUGAUAUCCGUUACUUCAAAUGGAAGAAUGGGGUAGUUGGUCACACAACAGUCAUUUGGAGUGCUUCUGUCGAACCGAAUUCAGAGGUAGUUGAGAGCAUCCAAACUGCAGAGGAAUUGAUGAUGUGCAUUGAUAUGACAGAAGAAGAGCGAGGCGGUCCACUUCCACCUUCUAUCUUGUAUGCCACGGCAGCAGUGUUGGAAGGGUGCUCAUUUGUGAAUGGGGGCAGUCAAAAUACUCUUGCUUGCCCUGGUUUAGCAGAACUCGCUCAACAACAACUUGGUGUGUACUGUCUCGGCACCGACUUCAAAGCUGGUCAAACAAAAUUCAAAACUGCAGCAGUCGAGUACAUUCGAACAAUGGGAUUGGAACCAAGGGUUAUUGCAUCAUCAAAUCAUUUGGGUAAUAACGAUAUGCGAAAUUUGGCGUCUGCAAAAGCAGCGAGUACCGCAAAGCUUAAGGUAAAGCAUGAUAUCUUCGCGCCUUGGGAAGAAGAAGACUUGGACCACAAGGUCAGCAUCAUGUUCACUCCGUUUAUCAACGACGAAAAGAGAGAUUUUGUUGAGUACACUAGUUUGGGUUUCCUGGGACAGCCGCAUACUAUGGUGACAUACACAAGGGCAUCAGAUUCCGUUCUUUGUGUGCCCUUGAUGAUUGACGCAGCUGUCUGGUGUGAUUUUUUCUCUGCUCGUUCAUGGUCUUUCGAACGAGUUGCCAAGGCUUUGGCCUACCUGUUCAAGGUUCCUGAAGGAGCCGCGAAUGGUGUCGACCCUGGUUUCUUCAGACAAAUGGAUGUGCUGAGAUCUGAAGUAUUAGCAGCGCAUGAAUCGAAAAAGAAAAGUAAACGACGAGUUCGCAUCAUUGACGAAGAAAAGGCUACAGAAUGGGCAAUUCCUCAUGAUGCGAGAGUAAUAUGUGCUGGUCUAGCUUGCGUCGACAUGCAACUUAACAACUCAACAGGUGGUGAUGGCGGCGAAGCGAUCGAGACUUUUGAAGGGGAAAAGAGUAUCGGUGGAGGAAGCGUUUCAAUGGCUUGUAAAACUCUUGGUCGCCUAUGCCAUGGGGAGCCAAUGGACAGUGGUCAUAUGCAAACAAGCCCACCAGUUGUCACUUCAGUCUUACCACUAUGUAUGAUCGGGAACGACGACACCGGCAACAAGCUGCUUGCGCUCUUAGAGAAAUGUGGAGCGACAUGCCGAAAUGUCGACACGAGAGUUUCCCGAACCAUCCGCUCGGACAGAUCAGACAUCCGUACAGCCCUUUCUGUUUUGCCUAUUUACAGGGAUGGACGUCGAGGGUGCUUUUUCGACGCAGCGAGCAACGACACGUUCACACCGGAUCAAUUAAUCAAAAUGUUGUCGCAGCUCUCGACAGGCACGAAUGUGCGGACUCUCCAAGACACCACUCCUGUCUAUGGAGCGCUUUUAUUUGGAUACCCACACUUGCUCCCCCUUCUUCAAGGAGAAGCCCUUGCUCGGGUAUUUUAUUCGUCUAGAAAAGUGAUGAUGGAAGGUGGAAUUGUGGCCCUCGACUUAAACGGUGUUCCAGAAGCUCCUUUUGUCAGAGCAGGAUCAUUGCGCGAUGUCGAAGAUCUUCGAAAUGAUGCAGUAAUAGGUGCUGCACUUCAGCAUGUCGAUAUUCUUCACAUGAAUGAAGAAGAGUUGGAAAUGUUGACUGGUUGUGAGCUCUCAAAUACAGCCGAUUUGGCACAGGAUGAUGAAUUUGCUAUUGCGAAAGCAACCGACCUUUUCUUGAAAUGCGGCGUUGCUGUUGUAGCAGUAACAAGAGGAAAGAAGGGUAGCUACGUUGCCUGCAACAACGGGACAAGAUUCCAGGAAAGUCCAUUGCUUCCAACAUCAUGGGUGAACUGUGCGGCCCACAUUCCUGCAGCUCUAUUGCCUCCAGGCACUGUGCUGAAUACCAAUGGAGCAGGCGAUUCUUUUGUGUCAGGACUACUAGUCGCAACCAUGCUUCGACAUACAGGAAUGGAUCUACCACCAACUCCAACCAAAAAGGAAGAGGUCAGUAGAGUCACGGAGGAACUUAUUACCCCUCCAAGGACUACACCCCCUGGUAAAAAGGCAACUCCGUACAGCCUCUACAUUAGAGAGAACUAUAUGUCUCUGAAGCAACAAUACCACGAUGACAAAAAGGCCAUCUUCGAGAGAUGCCAUCAAAUGUGGGAACAUGAAACGCCCGAUGUGAAGUACAUGUUUGAACGUAUGGCUCGAGAGGAGAAUGAAGAACCCUCGGCAAAUGUAAAUGCUCUGGAUAUGAUGAGUGAUGUCGGUACUAUGCCACCCCAGAUGGGCGAUUCCCAGAACGAUACAAUCGCACGUCAUUAUUCGACUGACGAAUCCCUCAGCCUCGAAUCAGCAGUCACUCUUGCGAGUCUAGUUGCUGCGCACCAUGUGGAUAUGAGUACAAGGGACCUUCCACAGCUCGAUAUACACAAAUUGAUUGAAAAGGCAUCUGUUUUUUCUCAUCCAGGCCGAGGGAUGAGCGAAAUCUAG
Cylindrotheca closterium is the source of this 3123-nucleotide messenger RNA. The record is from the annotation of a GenBank genome assembly. Lineage: Eukaryota; Bacillariophyta; Bacillariophyceae; Bacillariales; Bacillariaceae.